GGGAGGAACAAAAAAAAAUCACCCUCACAAGUAGCUGUUGCAAUGGGUGCAGUAAUGGGUACAUUCUCUUCUCUACAAACCAGACAAAGAAGACCCUCAAAAGACUUCGCCCGAUGGUCUUACCUGUCUCAGAGAGAUAAAAUUGAAGAUGAAUUAGAGCUGACCACGGUGUGCUAUCGUCCAGAAGGACUGGAACAGCUUGAAGCACAAACUAAUUUCACAAAGAGGGAACUUCAAGUGCUUUACAGAGGAUUUAAAAAUGAAUGUCCUAGUGGGGUUGUUAAUGAAGAGACGUUCAAACAGAUCUAUGCACAGUUUUUUCCACAUGGAGAUGCUAGUAUGUAUGCCCAUUAUCUUUUCAAUGCGUUUGACACUGCACAGACUGGAUCAGUGAAGUUUGAGGGUUUUGUGAUGGCACUAUCAACUUUGUUGAGAGGAACAGUUCAUGAAAAGCUAAGAUGGACAUUUAAUCUUUAUGACAUAAAUAAAGAUGGAUAUAUAAACAAGGAGGAAAUGAUGGAUAUAGUAAAGGCAAUUUAUGAUAUGAUGGGCAAGUACACAUAUCCUGUUCUCAAGCAAGAUGCUCCAAGACUGCACGUAGAAGUUUUCUUCCAGAAAAUGGAUAAAAACAAAGAUGGUGUUGUAACUCUAGAUGAGUUUAUUGAAUCAUGUCAGGAGGAUGACAAUAUUAUGAGAUCCUUACAGCUCUUUGAGAAUGUGAUGUAACAGCAUCUGGAAUGCAGCAUAGGAACCAGAGACUUUGUACGUAAUGAAAACCUUCUUUCUGGAUGAAGGCUUUUUACAACUCAGCUAUGUUGCGUGAACAAGGAUUGUGUAAGGCAUCUCCAACCGAGCUUCGUUUCCGAAUGCAACAAACUCCCAUCUCUCCUCCCCAAGAGACACUGACUGGAAGUUAUUUCAUUUUGGAAGCAUGCUAAUAUUUUAAUAAAACCUGAUGAGUGAGACCUGCUGCUUGAAGUUUAAUGAUAAUAUACAACAUUCUGUUUGCUAGUCACAAAUUCUGCUGCUUUUAAUCUAGCAAAUCUGAUUACAUCUGGUAGCACCAUGUCAAUAGCUUGCUAAGCCAUCUAUUGUGAGUGGAAGCUCAGUCCAUUCCAUCAUAGAACAACGUGUUGUAUUAUUGUCCUCUUUAUUUUGCUUUGGCAGAAACCUAAUGUACCAAGAAAUCUAUGUUUAGAUUUUGAAAACUAACACCAGAUUUAUUUACUAUGUUAAAUGGAGGGUCCAGUUCAUUUAAAAACCAUAUAUCCCACUUUACUCAACAUUCCUGAUUUUUCUCUCACAUACACUGGUGUUACUCCAUUGAAUUUCAUGGAGUUGCUUCUAAUAUACACCAGCCAGAGGAGCAUCAAGCCAAUAUACAUUAGAGGAGCAGAAUACACUUUUCCAUAUACAAUUUCUACACUACAGAAUGAAUCCCAUUGAGCAGGGCCGGUGGAAGGA
Terrapene triunguis (Three-toed box turtle) is the source of this 1464-nucleotide messenger RNA. RefSeq names its product potassium voltage-gated channel interacting protein 1 (gene KCNIP1). The transcript is spliced from 9 exons. The record is from RefSeq and is a predicted model, not a curated record. Bases 43 to 726 code for a protein of 227 amino acids. Lineage: Eukaryota; Metazoa; Chordata; Testudines; Emydidae. Gene Ontology annotation, molecular function: calcium ion binding; potassium channel regulator activity; transmembrane transporter binding. Gene Ontology annotation, cellular component: voltage-gated potassium channel complex. Gene Ontology annotation, biological process: regulation of potassium ion transmembrane transport.